AAAGGACUAUGAACAUCCCUAUGUUGAAUUUGUAAAAUAUGGGUAUGGUAACUCUUUUGAUUUGCUUGCGUGAGUUAUUGUGUAACUAAGUAAUAUUAAAAAAAAUUUAAUUAUAAUUUAAAAUUAUUUGUGCACUAUUUAUGAUUAAAUAAAUGUGUAAAAACUGUUUAAUGAUGUGUAAUGUGUAAUGAUAUAAUAUUGUACAAUAUAUUGUAAAAUUUAUAAAACAUAGAAAACUUACAUACUUUAAUUUGUGAAUUUUCGGACUUUAAGUGCGAAUAUCUCGAAAUCGCAAAAUAUCCAACUGGAAUAAAAAAUGUUAGACGUAGAAUCCAUGUAAAGCGAAUAAUCGUUACACUCGAUAUAUCGAUAAGAAAAUAAUAUCUCUUUCCUUACAUUCAAUCAUUGAAUUUCAAUGAGCGUUGUUUUCAUUUGGUUCAGGAAUUUUAUCCAUGCAGUAAUUCUUAAUAUAAAACAAGUUUGCGAUUUAAGAUUAAAUAAUGAGUCUAGAGUUGAAAGCACUUAAUAAAUGGGGCUUAACAAAAUGUGGCGAAAUAACAACUCUAUUGGCGGUGGGAAGAGAGGAGUUCUUUCUAAUGUGUGAUUUUUGUGACUUUACAUUUCUACAAUUGGAUAAAUUUGUACGACAUAUGUGUGAAAAUCAUAAGCUGAAUUUUAAUGCUUUGGAAUCAGAAUCGGAGAGAAGUCCUACCAUAGAAGAUGUAGAAUUCGAGGAACCAUGGGAAAAUCCUAUUCGGGUAAAUGAUGAUAAAAGCUGUGUAUUAAAUGGAUUUGAGAGGGUUGAAAUAGAACUAGAUUCAGGUGGAAUGGAUACUACGUUACAUAUGAAGGAAGAAGAUAUUUCUAGCGAAUUUAUAAGUGAAAACACCGAAGCUAACAAAAACAAUAGCGCCGAUAAGACAAUUGAUUAUAAUUCUAGAGUAGUAACUGUGUCGGAAAUAGUAAGAGACGAUAAAGCUAAGGAUGAAAAAGAAUUCACUCUUGAGCUAAUUGAUUUGUACCGAAAUUUACCAACACUAUGGAACAAUAAGCAUAAACAUUAUAUGAACAAAAACAAAAGACGAGAAGAAUUUGAUAUUUUGUUGGAUAAGUAUAGAGAAAAAUAUCCCGAUGCCGAUAGAACAGUUGUUAUAAAAAAAAUUAAAAAUCUCCGAUCAGCAUAUCGUCGCGAAUUAAAAAGAUGUCCUCCAAAUGUAAUAUCCCGUUUGUAUUAUUUUGAAGCCAUGGAUUUCUUAAAGAGCAACUAUUUAGGUGAAACAAAGAAAUCGUUUCAAGUCCACCAUAAUUUGAAAACUGAAAUAGAUGCUGAUUUCGCCAAUAGCUCUGAUAUUUCUACCUCAGAUCCUAAUCAAAGCCAGUGUGAAAAUACUGUUAAGGAAGAACACGACGAACUUACUUCUGAGCAAAAAUUUAUUAUUGAGCUUAUUGAAUUGUACCGCACUUUACCAGCAUUGUGGGAUAGGAAAUGUAGUCAAUACAACGAUCGUGAAUCAAAAGCGAUACAAUACAAUAUUUUGCUGGAAAAAUAUAGGGAGAGAUAUCCAGAUGCUGAUAAAAAUGACAUUAAAAGAAAAAUGAGUAGUCUACGAACAAAUAUUCGUCGAGAGUUAAAACGACCUUUUAAAACAAAUCUAUACUAUUUUGAUGCAUUGCGAUUCAUUUGCAACAUUGAAUCCAAAAGUGAAAAUGAGACCUUAUUGUAUGAUCUUGACGAUACACAAGAUACUUCCAUGGAUGGAGACAACGAAGAACGUACAGAUGAAAUCAGCGAAAUUGACAGUGAUACUGAGUACACCGAAACUUCAAAACAAGAACAAAGUGAAACUCAAAAUGAUAUGGAUAGCGAACAGAAUGAAAAGCUUACAGAUGAAAGAAAAUUUAUUAUAGAAUUUUUAAAUUUGUAUCGUACUUUACCGGCCCUAUGGGAUUUUAAAAAUGCCUAUUAUCAUAAUCGAGCAAUUAAAAUUAAGCAAUAUGGAAUUAUGGUUACAAAAUACAGGGAAAUAAUGCCUAAUGCCAAUAUAUUGGCCGUUAAGAAAAAGAUUGCUACUCUGCGAUUGGAUUUCGAGCAAGAAGUAAAACGAUUGAGCACAUCCAAACUGAAAGAGCCUGCUCUAUAUUACUAUGAUGCCAUGCGCUUUAUACUUAAAAAUUACUCGGAGUGUGAUGUAAAAUAUAGAAUGGAUGAUUUGAAUGAAGAUGAGGAUAUCUCUAUGGAAGGCGAUAACAUAGAAUCCACGGGAGAAAUGAAUGAGCACGAAAGUCUAUCUGAAUGCACUGCACUUACGGAUGAACAACAAUUUGUUAUUGAGUUCAUUAAUUUGUACCGCUCUUUACCGGCUCUAUGGGAUAUGAACAUUAAAUCUUAUUAUGACCGAAAUAUAAGAAACAAAUAUUAUGAAGUAAUGCUUACAAAAUACAGAGAAAUAAUGCCUAAUGCCAAGAUAAUGGAUGCUAAGAAAAAAAUUGCUACUCUACGAUCGAAUUAUCAACGGGAAGUAAAACGAUUGCGCGAGUCCAGUAUAGGAGAACCCUCUUUAUAUUACUAUGAUGCAAUGAGUUUUCUACGUAACAAUAUCUCCGAGUGUGAUAAGGAAGUGAAGCAAACCCUGGAAGAAAACGUAGAUGAUGAUUCUUUGGAUGAAGUUGACGACUCCGAUGAUGAUUUAUUUGUAGAACAGACAGACUUCUUGUUAUAUACCGAUGAAGAUACACAAGAUCCAAUUGAAAAGAAAUUCACUUUGGAAUUAAUCGAAUUAUAUCGCUCUCUCCCCGCAUUGUGGAAAAGGAAGGAUAAACAUUUUUUUAAUCGGGAAUAUAAAAGAAAACAAUAUGAAAUUUUGCUAAGAAAGUACAGAGAAAUGUAUCCAAAUGCUGAACAAAAGGACGUCAGGAGUAAAAUAUAUAGCCUCCGAACAAAUUUCUACACGGAAUUAAAACGUGUUGGCGCAAAAGGAUCAUCUAACCGAUACUAUUUUGACGCAUUGAGCUUUUUACGCACAAACAAUAAACCAGAUAAUUUACUACUAACAAAAGUUAAGGUGCAACGCACACGGAGUACAAUUAAUGUCACCCCACCAAAAAACAUUUUAACUGUUGCACAAAACGUGAUGCUAGCAGAAAUGUAUAAAGGAUUUCCAAGUCUUUGGGAUGAAACAAAUAUAUCAUUUAGGUUCAAUAAUAGGCGCCAAGAAGCAUUAGCUGCUCUUCAUGAAAAAUUUAAUAAUCAAUCUGGAAAAAAUUUAACACCACAUGAAUUGAGAAAAGAAAUCGCGCGACUCCGUAAAAUAUGUACUAAUGAAAAGAAGCAGAAAUUAUUAUGUCAACGAGAAAGUUUGAUUUAUAAACCAACAUGUGCAUAUUAUGCCAACAUUGCAUUUCUCGAGGUCAACGUACAGCCUUUUAUAUGUACGAUAUGCCAAAAAUUAGAUUCAAGUUUAGAUCAACAUAAAAUACAUUUGGCAUCACAUGAUGGUUCUUCACCAUUCAAAUGUCCUCUAUGCGAACGUGGGUUUCAGGCGUCAACUAAUUUUACUGUUCAUUUACGGAGACAUGUACAAGAUUACAUUUAUAAUUGUGAGAUUUGCAACAAGGCACUCCCAACAACAACAGAUUUGAAAGCACAUAUGCGUGGUCAUACCGGCGAAAAACCGUUUGUUUGCGAGAUUUGUGGCAAAAGUUAUCGAUCCUUAUCUCAGUUUAAUUCACAUAUGCAUUGCCACGACAAACAUCGUCAAUAUAAGUGUGAUAUUUGCGAUAAGGCAUUCUAUAAAAAAAUUACACGAGAUGAACAUAUAAAAUGUGUUCAUCAGAUAGUGCGUGACAAAAUCUGUCCAGUUUGCAAUAAAGCAUUCAAAAGCACAAAACACCUACGGCAACACAAAGAAAUCCAUGCCGUCGAAAAGAAAUAUGUGUGUAGGAUUUGUGGCAAACGCUUUGCACAAUAUGCUGGACUUAGUGGACAUGUAAAGACACAUGGCACAACACUUACUGAAUUCACCUCUAAAAGCACUGACAUGUCAUAAAAAUAUUGAUUUCUAAUUUAAAAUAUUCCGUUAAUAAAUAGUAAUAGUUUGAAAACGGUUUGCAUUCAAUUACAGAAUUCGUUGUAAAUAUUUGCUUAAAAAAGUUAGUUACAACAUACUAUAUAUUCAAUGUAAUUAAAUAAAAAUGUAAAAUAUUCUAAUACUAAGAAAAUAAAUAUGCAGCGUUUUUAAAGAAUUUACGAAUUAAAGACACAACAUUACACCUUACAACGUCAUAAACGAAAUGAACUCUCAAAGUUUCGUAAUGAUUGUAAACAAAGCCUUCCCUAAAUUCUUCCAUGAAAAUUAAUUGAAAAAUUUAACUUACAUGUUUUAAUCCCAUGUUGGCAUAAAAUAGCACCUAGAUGAUUUAGUGUGUUGAUAUUUAACUAUGGAAUGUAAUAAAACGAAUUUAAAUGGAUUUAAUCAGUA
Molecule: messenger RNA, 4478 nt
Organism: Bactrocera oleae (olive fruit fly)
Lineage: Eukaryota; Metazoa; Arthropoda; Insecta; Diptera; Tephritidae
Source: RefSeq, a predicted model, not a curated record